CGGGGGCGGGGCCUCGCACGGCGGCGGCGGCUGGACUGGGGGCGGCCGCAGCUGCCCGGAGCCCGAUGGUGCGGGGCCGCGGCCAGGCCGCAGCAGGAGCCCGAGGCCCGGGCCGCCCCGGCUGACCGCGCGGGCCCGCGCUGCCCGGAGCCCCGCUGCCGCCCGUCGGGCCCCGCCGGGGCGCGGGCCGUCCGCCCGCCAUGGGGUCCCUGUUCCGGAGCGAGCCCAUGUGCCUGGCGCAGCUCUUCCUGCAGUCGGGCACGGCCUACGAGUGCCUGAGCGCCCUGGGCGAGAAGGGCCUGGUCCAGUUCCGAGACCUCAACCAGAAUGUCAGUUCUUUCCAAAGAAAAUUUGUUGGUGAGGUGAAGCGGUGUGAAGAGCUGGAGCGGAUCCUGGCGUACCUGGUGCAGGAGAUUCACAGAGCUGACAUCCCGCUCCCCGAGGGCGAGGCCAGCCCCCCUGCCCCGCCUCUGAAGCAGGUCCUGGAAAUGCAGGAGCAGCUGCAGAAGCUGGAGGUGGAGCUGAGGGAAGUCACGAGGAACAAGGAAAAGCUGAGGAAGAACCUGCUGGAGCUGAUCGAGUACACGCACAUGCUGCGGGUGACCAAGACCUUCGUGCGGCGGAACGUGGAGUUUGAGCCCACGUAUGAAGAAUUCCCCGCCUUGGACAGCGACUCCUUGCUGGACUACAGCUCUAUGCAGAGGCUGGGAGCGAAACUGGGAUUCGUGUCCGGCCUCAUCCACCAGGGGAAGGUGGAGGCGUUUGAGAGGAUGCUGUGGAGGGUCUGCAAAGGGUACACCAUCGUGACCUACGCAGAGCUGGACGAGUCCCUCGAGGACCCGGAAACGGGAGAAGUCAUCAAGUGGCACGUGUUCCUCAUCUCCUUCUGGGGCGAGCAGAUCGGCCACAAGGUGAAGAAGAUCUGUGACUGUUACCACUGCCACAUCUACCCGUACCCCAGCACCGCCGAGGAGCGCCGGGAGAUCCAGGAGGGGCUGAGCACCCGCAUCCAGGACCUGUACACGGUGCUGCACAAAACCGAGGACUACCUCAGGCAGGUGCUGUGCAAGGCGGCCGAGUCGGUGUACAGCCGCGCCGUCCAGGUGAAGAAGAUGAAAGCCAUCUACCACAUGCUCAACAUGUGCAGCCUCGACGUGACCAACAAGUGCCUCAUCGCCGAGGUCUGGUGCCCCGAGGCCGACCUGCAGGGCCUGCGCCGUGCGCUGGAGGAGGGCUCGAGAGAGAGCGGUGCUACCAUCACCUCGUUUAUGAACACGAUCCCGACGACAGAAACGCCCCCCACCCUGAUCCGCACCAACAAGUUCACCGAGGGCUUUCAGAACAUCGUGGACGCCUACGGCGUGGGCAGCUACCGGGAGGUGAACCCAGCUCUCUUCAGCAUCAUCACUUUCCCCUUCCUGUUCGCCGUCAUGUUCGGGGACUUCGGGCACGGCUUCGUGAUGUUCCUGUUUGCCCUCCUGCUGGUGUUGAAUGAAAACCACCCCAGGCUGAGCCAGUCGCAGGAGAUCCUGGGCCUGUUCUUCAGCGGCCGGUACAUCCUCCUGCUGAUGGGGCUGUUCUCGGUGUACACGGGCCUCAUCUACAACGACUGCUUCUCCAAGUCCGUCAGCCUCUUCGGCUCCGGCUGGAACGUGUCUGCCAUGUACAGCGCCAGCCACGCCCCCGCGGAGCGCGGGAAAAUGGCGCUUUGGAAUGACAGCGUGGUCCGGCACAGCCGCGUCCUGCAGCUGGACCCGAGCGUGCCCGGGGUGUUCCAGGGCCCUUACCCGCUGGGCAUCGAUCCUAUUUGGAACUUGGCCACAAAUCGCCUCACUUUCCUGAACUCUUUCAAAAUGAAAAUGUCUGUGAUUUUAGGAAUUAUCCACAUGACUUUUGGGGUCGUUCUGGGAAUAUUUAACCACUUGCAUUUCAGGAAGAAGUUCAACAUCUACCUGGUGUCGGUCCCCGAGCUGCUCUUCCUGCUCUGCAUGUUCGGGUACCUCAUCUUCAUGAUCAUCUACAAGUGGCUGGUCUACUCGGCGGAGACCUCCAGGGCGGCCCCCAGCAUUCUCAUCGAGUUCAUCAACAUGUUCCUAUUCCCGACCACGGCCACCAGCGGUCUGUAUGCGGGCCAGGAGCACGUGCAGCGGCUGCUGCUGACCGUCACCGCGCUGGCCGUGCCCGUGCUCUUCCUGGGGAAGCCGCUCUUCCUGCUGUGGCUGCACAACGGGCGCAGCUGCUUCGGGGUCAGCAGGAGUGGGUACACGCUGGUCAGGAAGGACAGCGAGGAGGAGGUGUCUCUGAUGGGCAGCCAGGACAUAGAGGAGGGGAGCACCCCGCUGGAGGACGGCUGCAGGGAGGUGACCUGUGAAGAGUUUAACUUUGGAGAAAUAUUGAUGACCCAAGUGAUCCACUCCAUCGAGUACUGCCUGGGCUGCAUCUCCAACACCGCGUCCUAUCUGCGGCUCUGGGCCCUCAGCCUGGCCCACGCACAGCUGUCCGACGUGCUGUGGGCCAUGCUGAUGCGCGUGGGCCUCCGCGUGGACAAGACCUACGGGGUCCUGCUGCUGCUCCCGGUCAUGGCGCUCUUCGCCGUGCUGACCAUCUUCAUCCUGCUGGUCAUGGAGGGGCUGUCUGCGUUCCUCCACGCCAUUCGCCUCCAUUGGGUGGAAUUUCAGAACAAGUUCUAUGUUGGUGCAGGCACCAAAUUUGUUCCUUUCUCAUUCAGACGACUUUCAUGGAAGUUCAGCGACGACAGGGCGUGACUGCAGCACUGCAGCCGCCGGGCUGUCCCAUUGACGGAGGAUUAUCAUGUUGUAGAAAUUCACUUGUGUCCGAUUUACGAUCAGAAAAAUUCUGUCUUCAUUGAUUGCCUUAGGAUCUAGCCAAAUAAUUCUGUAAGAUAUACCUCUUCCUCACGUUAAAUAUUUUGUAAAGUUUAUCAAUUUAGAUACAUAAAUUUAUUCCCGUUUUCCUGAUGAGCAAAUAUAAGUUAAUGCCAAAAGUUACGUUAAACUUAUUUUUUAAAAUACAGGCUUGGGGGAGAGAAGCCCGCUUUGAGCGGCUAAUCGGAAACAGUCUUAGGUACUUAAUUCCUUUUCAGCUUAUUAAAAAAACAACAACAAAAAACAGAGUUAUUCUGUCACCCGAAGUCAGAGAAUAUUUUCCAACAGCUGAAUAAGUAUAGUUUUUUAAGAAGUUUAAUGACGGAUCAUCAAAAGACACAUUUAAUAUUCUGCUUGACCAGAGUAUGCGAACGUUUUUUAUUGUGUACUCCUGGGAUUACGAGGAGGAGGCGGUUUCUACAGUUUUGUCUUAAUUGGGGACGGUGGACAAAACCUGCAACAUGUUUAUUCCCCUGGUAUAUUUUUUUAAAGACUCUCGCCCUGUUCUUACGUCACUCCGGUUAUGGGCUGUAUGUUUGGGAAGGAACAGAGUGCUGAGCCUGGCGAUGCCGUGUGACGGUGGAAGAUGCAGUAGCGACAUGCCCUGGACUCGGGACCGCUUGGCGGGCGUUCCUGCGCAGCAGGGGUCUCCUGAGCGGAGGAAAGCGAGAAAGUAGUCUUUUGUGCACUUUUAUAACAGAAUGUCAAUUAGGAUGUUUUACCACGAGGAGGUCGAACCUGCCCUGAGAACAGCACGUUGACCGUUUUUUAACUCUGAGGCUGAUUCUAAGUGAAGGUCCGACGGAGGCACGUAGAGUUCACGCACACGCCGCACACUCCUUAGCUCGGUUGGAAGCUGAUUCUCGGCCUCUGAGUUGGAGUCUCUCGUUUUAAUGCCUCUGCUCACUUGACGUUUCAUUCUGAGUGAAUGGGAAUCGGUCCUGUUGGACAUGAUCUGGCCCGUCGCCUGUGAAUUAUGCUCAUCCUCCCUCCUCUACUGUCAUGGUUUGUGGGUAAUUUAAUUCUUUUCAGGACGAGCCGGCAGUAUGUUCACUUGUCACAUUUUCUGUAACACACGCCAAAGGCUGGCUAUCGCCAUCCUCCCCGCCCUGGCUCGUUAUGCACAGCCAGGCAUAGCUGACUAACCUCAAACCUUUUUAAGAAAUAGACAUUUUUAUUGAUUUCAGAGAGGAAGAGAGAGUGAGAGACAUCAGUUAUGGGAGACUCAUGGAUGGGCCUCCUGCACGCCCCUUACGGGGGAUGGAGCCCACAACCCGGCCUGUGCCCUGACCGGGAAAGAACUGUGACCUCCUGGUUCCCAGGUCAGCGCUCAACCCCUGAGCCCCGCCGGCCGGGCUCACAUCAGACCUUUUCAUUGUGUGACGAUUCCAUGCUGCUCUCCAUGGGUGUCACCCAGAGCCGGUUGAAAUUGCCAGCGUUUGUCCCUCAUGUUCAAUGUCAGGCCAUUAGUGACGCUGAGGAAACUGGACAAUGAUUCUGCUCUCUGCCCCCAGCUUUCCCACUUCCCCUCACAGGCUGUCCGUUUUCAUCACGACUCCAGGGGGUGAGCAACAAAGUGGGAGCUAACUCAUCCCGAGGAAACCCAGGAUUCGCCCGUUAGUAAAUGAGAGACAGCACGUGCUGGAGCCCUCCGCUCCCCGCUGCUCCCUGUCCUGGGGCCACCUUGGCAAUCCUAACGAGCACCUCCUAUCGGUAUGGGGCCAGGAGUGCGUCAUGUCUCCAUGGGAACUUACGUAGAAUGUAAUUCUAAAAAAGCAAAUGAAUGGUCCCAACAAAACUCUCUAGAAACAGUGUGAUGGUGUCCCUUCAGCACUAAUGGGAAUUUUAUUUCCUUACGAAGCUGUUGGUCCCAGCGUCGUGUCACCAGAGCAGUUGUUUUGCUUUGCUUUUAAGCUGUUUGGUGGAACUGUUGUGUGUACAGUGUUGAAGGCAAGACUUUAUUCUCUUGAUAGCAAAUACCAGGAGGAAAAGUGGCCAGUGGUCUGGGUGAUGUUCUAAAUAGGAUUGUUUUUCUAAAGAUCCGUGUCAUGACGGCCAGGUUUUCCAGGUUUCGUUCUGUGUGUUCAUGGAGUCCUAAAACAUAAAACCAAGGAUUUCUUCCGCCAUCUAGAAUCUGAGUUCAUCCUCGAAGGUGGAGAGCAUCCUUGUGGUGACGUAAUCAUGGUCCGCUCGGAAGCCCUAAGGUGUUCUGACGGGGUCACGCGGAGCCCGGGACUUUCCGUUCAUCGUGGACGUGACUUUGCAAAGACUCGCCUCACCGAAUGCCCCGCUUCCUCCUUUCCGCACGGGUAUUUUGUAACAGCCUUCGGCUCUCCGUUUCUCCCUGCAGUAGUUUGGUGAGGCAGCACAUCUGUAGCACAGGCAGCGCUUAGGGACGUUUUAGGUCCGUGUGGUUUGGAAAACAAAAACGCAAAGUAACUUAAGCCGCUGCUCUGCAGUCUGUAUUUCGUGACUGAAAUGUCGAAGCCAGGUUUGCUGGCUCACCACCGGGUCUCCCUCCAGCAAGAUGACUGAGGCAUCGCCAUUCCAGACCAGGACACGGGGCGGUCCCAGGGACGGUCCGGCAGCCGGCACCGAGCUGAGCUUUGGCUUCGGAUGGUAAGGGACCCUUAGAACCUGCCCCUCAUUUCCCAGUGGGAACCCGACCAGGGCGAGUGCUGAGGUCGGCCUGGAAGUGGGGAGCCUCGGGCUGAGCAGACACCGGUGGACAAGCCGCGGCGCCCCGGGUGCACUAGGACACGUGCAUCUUCCUCUCAGUAUUGAACUUUUUACUAAUGAAAAUAAAUCUAUAUUUUUAAACCGUGA
Molecule: messenger RNA, 5711 nt
Organism: Myotis daubentonii (Daubenton's bat)
Lineage: Eukaryota; Metazoa; Chordata; Mammalia; Chiroptera; Vespertilionidae
Gene: ATP6V0A2
Product: ATPase H+ transporting V0 subunit a2
Biological process (GO): proton transmembrane transport; vacuolar acidification
Cellular component (GO): vacuolar proton-transporting V-type ATPase complex; vacuolar proton-transporting V-type ATPase, V0 domain; plasma membrane
Molecular function (GO): ATPase binding; proton-transporting ATPase activity, rotational mechanism
Source: RefSeq, a predicted model, not a curated record